GUCUGUGAGUAGGUGGGAAGCAAAACCAUAUAUACCUUAAUAUUUUUCACUAAAUCUAAAGUUUUCGACAUAAUAUCCAUAUUUCUGCAACACCGACUAUCUUAGAUUGUUGUAAUAUCCACUUGCCACGAAACUGACUGAAGAUGCCCAAGCGCCCAGAUUAUCAGUGGUCUGCCCCAGAAGGGGUCGAGUCUCCGAAACUCCACCUGUACAACUCCAUCACAAGAAAGAAGGAGCUGUUUAAACCUCAGAACCAUGUAGUUACUUGGUACAGCUGUGGACCAACAGUCUAUGAUGAUUCUCACAUGGGUCAUGCAAGAUCGUACGUCAGCUUUGACAUCCUGCGGAGGGUGAUGCAGGACUACUUUGGAUAUCCUGUCAAGUAUGUUAUGAACAUCACUGAUAUUGAUGACAAGAUUAUUAAGCGAGCGCGCACCAGAUACCUUGUCAAGAAAUAUAAAGAGUCUCAAGUUUCUAAGGAUAAAUUGGUGGAAGACAUUUUCUCAGCUAUGGAACACCACAAUUCUAUCAUUGCAGCAACAACAGAUCAAGAUAAACUCAAAAUGCUGGUUGAGGAAGUGCAGAAGGUGAAGAUUGCUGCAGAUGCAUUACAGAGUGUUGCCAGUUCAGGGAAUGCUUCUGAAAUCAGCAAGCACCAAGAUCAGCUAAUGGCCAGUGCUGAGAGUGUUCUGGGUGAAUGGCUGGACAAAGAGAAGGGGAAGGAAGUUACGGAAAACUCCAUUUUCGCAGACUUGCCACGGCAUUUUGAGAACGAGUUCAACAAGGACAUGGAUGCUCUCAAUGUACUUCCAGCUGACAUUGUAACCAGAGUGUCUGAGUACGUGCCUCAAAUUGUGGACUAUGUGAAGAAGAUUAUUGACAAUGGCUAUGCUUACGAAUCUUGCGGAUCUGUGUACUUUGAUGUGGGAAAGUUUGAUGCGGAGCCAAACCACUAUUAUGCCAAGCUAGUUCCUGAGGCCUAUGGUAACCAGGAGGCUUUGGAGGAAGGUGAGGGAGCACUCUCCACCACUGCCGCCCAGGAGAAGAGGAGCCCUAAUGACUUUGCGCUGUGGAAAGCCUCAAAGCCUGGUGAGCCAGCGUGGCCCUCUCCCUGGGGUCCAGGCAGGCCAGGGUGGCACAUUGAGUGCUCUUGCAUGGCCUCAGAUGUCAUUGGAGAGUCUCUUGACAUCCACACAGGUGGCGUUGAUCUGAAAUUCCCUCACCAUGACAAUGAACUGGCACAAGCUGAGGCGUACUACAACAAUGAUCACUGGGUGCGGUACUUCUUGCACACGGGCCACCUGCACAUUGACGGCUGCAAGAUGAGCAAGAGCCUCAAAAACUUCAUAACCAUCAAGAAGGCCCUGGAGGAGACGUCGGCUGCGCACCUGCGCGUAGCCUUCCUCCUGCACGCCUGGAAGGACACGCUGGAUUAUAGCUCGAACACUAUGGAAGGAGCCAAACAAUUCUACAAGAUGGUUAGUGAAUUCAACCUAAAUGUUCAGGAUCUGGUUCGUCGCAUCGGAAACACUAGCACACAGUGGGGUAAUACUGAGAUCCCAGUUGAGGCAACAUAUAAUAAUGCAAGAGUAAAUAUUCAUAAGGCGCUGUGUGAUAACAUUGACACCAGAACGGCACUAGACCAUAUGAGGGACCUCAUUACAGAGGCCAACAAGUACAUGAAUAACAACCAGCAGGUCAACUCUCAACUGAUGAUCAACAUAAACAGCUACGUCCUGAAAAUGAUGAACAUGUUUGGUGUUACUAUCGGUGAUCAGAAUGGAGGCAGUGGCCAGAGCUCAGAGAGCCUUCUUGCGGUAGCUGAAGUAGUUGGAGAUGUCCGAGAAAAACUCCGCCAGUGGUCUAGAGGAAAGGACGUAGAUGCCAAAGACCUCCAGGGGAAACUCCUAAGCCUCUGUGACAGUAUUCGUGAUGACAUGCUACCUCCGCUUGGGGUCAGAUUGGAAGACAGAGAUGGAGGCGCACCAAGCAUUAAACUUGUAGAUGCAGCAGAGCUUAUGCAAGAGAUCAAACUAAAGAAAGAGCAAGAAGCUGCCAAGAGAGAGGAGAAGGAGAGGAAGAAGGCAGAACAAGCAGCGAAACAAGCCGCCAAGGACAAGGAGGUGCCCAAGGACCCAAAGGACAUGUUCCGCACCCCUGAAUAUUCGCAGUGGGAUGAGAAUGGUCUGCCGACACAUGACAAGGAAGGCAAGGAAAUCACCAAGAGCCAGUCAAAGAAACUUGCCAAGCUCAUGGAAGCCCAGAAGAAGAAAUUCGAGAAGUGGCAAGCACAACAGGCGUAGCAUAAUUUAUAAAUUUUUUGCUUCAGUGAUCUAUGAGGUGGAAUGUGAUCAAUAAAAAAUAUUCUGACCAAAGUUGAUUUACUUGUCAUUUUGUGUAUGCAGGAUUAGUGGAUACCUUGCAUGAUUUCAGCUUUAAAUGCAUAAUUAUGAUCUUGGGAUGUUGGUGAUUGGCAUUUAGUGAUUAAUUUUUUUAUAACCUCUAAUUCUAGGGCUGAGACCUAUAAAGGCCAAAAUCAGAAAAGGCUAAUUUUGAAGUAAGCCUACCAUUGAACAGGAAAUAUUUUUUUUGUACAAGACCAAUGUGAAUGUUUUUUUUUAAAUCAAGUAUAUUUAUAUUUUUAAAGACCGUUUCUUUUUUUAAGCCACAAAAUGGUAGAGAAACUUUAGAAAUGGAAUAAGGAGGAUUGGUUUAUACAUCAUGAGCAGUAAAUGUAAAUGUCUUGUUUGUUUUAAAAGCAUAAAAAGGUUUCCAUAUGCAUUUUUUUUAAACAGAUUAAUCAAACAAAAAACAACAACAAACUUUCAUGAAUUAUCAUUUGCUGAAUUUCAAUGAAAGCAUUUUCCUCAACAUGGGUCUUUCAUGAGAUUGGCCCUUCUUGUUCUGGGCCCUAGAAUUACCAGUUAAAUCUGUUCAAAGAUGUGAUAAGUUGCUGAUCUUGUGCCUGUAUUUGCAUUUUUAACCAGAGUCCAACACAUAAACAAAUGCAAAGAGAUGCACAUAUUAUAUAUAUA
Penaeus monodon (black tiger shrimp) is the source of this 3035-nucleotide messenger RNA. It is a transcript of the gene CysRS, whose product is annotated as cysteine--tRNA ligase, cytoplasmic-like. Gene Ontology annotation, biological process: cysteinyl-tRNA aminoacylation. The record is from RefSeq and is a predicted model, not a curated record. Gene Ontology annotation, molecular function: ATP binding; cysteine-tRNA ligase activity. Gene Ontology annotation, cellular component: cytoplasm. Lineage: Eukaryota; Metazoa; Arthropoda; Malacostraca; Decapoda; Penaeidae.